AUGAGCUUCUACGGCAGCUACUACGGAGGCCUGGGCUACAGCUAUGGAGGCUUCGGUGGCCUGGGCUAUGGCUAUGGCUGUGGGUGUGGCAGCUUCCGCAGACUGGGCUACGGCUGUGGCUAUGGCUUGGGCUAUGGAGGCUACGGAUAUGGCUCUGGCUUUGGAGGCUUCAGAUAUAGCCCCUCAUACUAUGGAAGAUAUUGGUCUUCUGGCUUCUACUGA
Tupaia belangeri chinensis (Chinese tree shrew) is the source of this 222-nucleotide messenger RNA. RefSeq names its product keratin-associated protein 19-3-like. Lineage: Eukaryota; Metazoa; Chordata; Mammalia; Scandentia; Tupaiidae. The coding region runs from base 1 to 222 and encodes 73 amino acids. The record is from RefSeq and is a predicted model, not a curated record. The transcript has a single exon.